Marmota monax (woodchuck) is the source of this 4821-nucleotide messenger RNA. RefSeq names its product H2.0 like homeobox (gene Hlx). The coding region runs from base 3018 to 4499 and encodes 493 amino acids. Gene Ontology annotation, biological process: regulation of DNA-templated transcription. The transcript has 4 exons. Gene Ontology annotation, molecular function: sequence-specific DNA binding; DNA-binding transcription factor activity, RNA polymerase II-specific. Lineage: Eukaryota; Metazoa; Chordata; Mammalia; Rodentia; Sciuridae. The record is from RefSeq and is a predicted model, not a curated record.
CCGGAAGAAAUAAGGAUUUCUGCAGUAUCCUAAAAUACUAAGGCUGCUUCUAUUUUGAGACCAAUCUCGCAGGCACAUCCGCUCAUUUAGUCCGAGUUUGAGCCCAUCAAAAAACAGGAGAUGACCUGAACUCAGGCGAGUCCUGGGCUUCCUGCUGCUUUCUUGGUUCGGAGGGGUAGGGAACAGGCAAGAGGAAAGAAUCUAAGGGCUCAGACCAGGGCGAGCGGCCUAUCCGGGCGAGGCUUGGGAUUGGGGAAUGGGUGGUGGGGAUCGCGCCCAAGCUUCCUUUUCGCCUUUGCCUCUGGGAGCUCGUGGUAGGCCCCGGGUGGCGCUGAUGCGGUUGUAGUGAGGCGGAAGGCCUGGGAGAGCAGAGAGGCGCACCGGCGAAGUUGCAAAUUUGCUACACUGCCGCGGACCUUGCAGAGAAAGAGGCGCGCGGCGGGACGAGGAGUCGGUCGGGAAACCAGCCCUCCCGUCCUCUCUUUUGCGGCGUUUGCCAGCGCUUCAAGUCUAGAAGCAGGGCUUUUGCGGGUCAUGGACCGCGCAGGGAACUUGAGGGCGUGUGUUUUCCCGAGUCUGCAUCCGGAGCUCGCCCCGGGAGGGUUUCAAGAUUUGGAAAGUGUGAAAAGGGGCGGGGAGUCUUACUUCAAGACGAGGAGGUGAAGGUAUGGAGCCGCUUGGGGUAAAACAUAAAUGGAUUUCUUUUAGAAAAGCUCAAAGUUUGGGCUUAGGCCACGGUGUGAAAAUUUACAGUCACACUGGAAGAGCAACCGAAUUGGAAGUGGCACUAGAAAAGAGAGGAGAGGGCUCAGGGCCACCCCUACAUACAUUGGCUAGUGACUUUCCCUGGGACCUGUGAAACUGCAGAAAAGCUCUCCUCCUAACCAGAGCACACCAGAACCCUUGGCCAAGGCCUCCAACGGCCUAAGUACUAGUUACUUCUUUACCCCCAGCCAGACAGGACUUUUUGGCUCUCUCGCUUCAGGUGCCACUGCCCUCAACUGACCACACUCCUCCUUUGUGGAAAUAUCACCUCGGACCUCUCUGUGAAACAGCAGGGCAAGAAAACCCUUUAAUAAGAGAGUGAAGAGGGGAGGGGAGAAAUAUGAAAGAAAUAUGAAAUGAAUGUUAGUAUGUUAGAUAGCAAGUGAUUAGUUAUUGAUUACUUUUCAGGAGAAAGUCUAAAGCUUGAAGUGACAGCCUCUGUGAAAGGGGUAGAAACUACUAGAAAUUAAUGACCACGCAAAUUCUGAAUUUGAGAUAGGAAUGGCAAGUUCACUUGUAUUUGGGGCUUCAUUUUGUGUUUUAAAGAAAAUUAAAAUGCCAAAGGACCUUUGUUAAGAGAUGUUUAUUAGGACAAUCGAAAACAAAAGAUUUCGUGGUUUCAUUAUUGUUAUUAUUUUAUUUUCUUCCUGAAAAUGUGCAAGAACAGCUCAUCUGGGUGGCCUGUGGUUUGUUUGGGAGAGGGGUGGGGAAAUCCAUUCUGACUAUAAUUUAAACGAGAACGAAUUCUUAAAAUAGAGAUGUUGAUGUUGCAGAAACCCUCCCCCUACUUCUACCACCCUGCGUUCUAAGACCCAAAGCGCGAAUCAAAGGCGUUGGCCACCACUGCAGCUCCUCCUGCGACCAGGCCAAAGGGGAUCUUGGGAGAAACUGUCACUGAAUUGAAAGUAGAAUUUAACCCCAAGGAAAUCUGCUCUGGAGGGCACUUGCAAAACAACACACCCCACGUGACCCGAGGAUGUGGCGGUGAAGGGAGGGUGGCAUUUCCUACAAGGUACAGCAGAGGAGGGGACGUGCUUGCUGUACUCCCGGGUUUCGGAGGUCGGCUGUUGUCUCAGGCUCCGGGGAAGCUUUGGCUGUGUCUAAGGGAGUCGUUCGGAGCCAUCCAUCUUAUUUUGUUUGAAAAGUCACUAGUUCAAGUUGUCAUUAGUGUGACAGUUCAAAAUAAAACUAAUUCGCGGCCUCCCCUCCUCCUGGUUUCUCUGAGGACUCCCCGGAGGCAGCGAGGCGGACACUUUGGUGAGUUGGGCCGAGACUCAGAGCCGCAGCAUCCAGGCAGAGGCCCAGGAAAGAUGGCUGUUGGGAUAAAAACUAAGUGAAGGAAAAAAUCCGACAAGAAUGAGAAAAAAAAAGGGGGGGGGGAUCCAAGGGACCGCCAGUUCUCCACCGGGAGACACGCUGUGCACCGGAUAAAGUGCAGGAGAACCAGCUCUCCCCCUUCUGGGCCGGCGGUGGAGCGCUCCAGUUAUCAACUCUCCUCGCCCGGUGGCGGUCAGAGCUGCAGAAGUUAAAAUUAGUUGCCGCUGGAGCCGCCGCCCAGCCUCUACGCAGCUGAGGGACUAGCAGGACCCUGCUCAGCCCACGCGGCCGCAGAAAACACUUUGGCGUGGCCGGGGGCGUGGCUGAGGUAGGGCCACGCCCCCUCUUUCCCAAUUCCCUUCCACGCCUGUAUCCCAUUGGUUACGGGGAUAGCCAAUGAGCUCUUGGAUCGAGGUCCUACCCCGGGUCUGACUCGAAAGCUCCUGCCAAAACUUUGGGAGUUUUUAGAGAGGAGAUUUUUUUUGUUGUUCCCCCCCCUCCUCUUAAUACUUUUUUUUUUUUUAAACUAACGGAUUAUUUUUGUUGUUUUAAAUUUAGCUCUUAGGCUUAGCUGUUCGGGUUUUUCUUUCGGUCACCGGCCCCUGUCUCCCGGCUUCUCCCGCGUGUACGGAGCCGCGGUCCCCUCCCGCCUAGUAGUGGCUCCAGCUCUCAGUGUUCGCCUCUGUCCCGCGAGGAGCCGGCGCCGCGCCGCCUUUGACAUAAGACCAGGGGCCGAGACGGUGACCGGCCAAAAUCUGGCCCCCGCCUCCUCCGUCCGAGGCGCUAGGGCUCCCGGCCUCUCUUCUUCAGGGCGGGCGGAGAAGCGAAAGCGGAUCGUCCUCCCCGGGGCCGCCGCCCCUCCCCGCGCACCCACCCAUUCACCCACUCGCUGGGUCAGGCCCGACCGCGGCCGCCGCGCGGCUCACCCGGCUAGUAUGUUCGCGGCCGGGCUGGCUCCGUUUUAUGCCUCCAAUUUUAGCCUCUGGUCGGCCGCUUACUGCUCCUCGGCCGGCCCGGGUGGCUGCUCCUUCCCCCUGGACCCUGCCGCUGUCAAGAAACCCUCCUUCUGCAUCGCAGACAUCCUACACGCCGGCGUGGGGGAUCCAGGGACGGCUCCAGAGGGACUGGUGGGGGCUUCAGCUGCCGCCCUAACCGCGCACUUGGGCUCGAUUCACCCGCACGCCUCCUUUCAAGCUGCCGCCAGAUCCCCGCUCCGUCCCACCCCGGUGGUGGCGCCUUCCGAAGUCCCGGCAGGCUUCCCGCAGAGGCUGUCUCCACUUUCAGCUGCCUACCACCACCAUCACCCACAGCAGCAGCAGCAGCAACAACCUCAGCAACAACCUCAGCAACAGCCGCAACAGCAACAGCCCGCACCUCCGACCCGGGCCGGCUCCCUGCAGACCUCGGCCUCGGGGACCCGUGUGAUCCCGCACCAUAGCGGCUCGACACCGGCUCCCUCCAGCAAAGACCUCAAAUUUGGAAUUGACCGUAUUUUGUCUGCAGAAUUUGAUCCAAAAGUCAAAGAAGGCAACACGCUGAGAGAUCUCACAUCCCUGCUAACUGGUGGACGACCUGCAGGAGUGCACCUUCCAGGCCUGCAACCCUCCGCUGGCCAGUUCUUCGCAUCCCUAGAUCCUAUUAAUGAGGCUUCUGCCAUCCUCAGUCCCUUAAGCUCCAACCCAAGAAAUUCAGUUCAGCAUCAAUUCCAAGACACAUUUCCAGGUCCCUAUGCUGUGCUCACGAAGGACACCAUGCCACAGACAUACAAGAGGAAGCGUUCUUGGUCGCGUGCAGUCUUUUCCAACCUGCAGAGGAAAGGCCUGGAGAAAAGGUUUGAGAUCCAGAAGUACGUGACCAAGCCAGACCGAAAGCAGCUGGCAGCAAUGUUGGGCCUCACAGAUGCACAGGUGAAGGUGUGGUUCCAGAACCGGCGAAUGAAGUGGCGCCACUCCAAGGAGGCCCAAGCACAGAAGGAUAAGGACAAGGAGGCCGGCGAGAAGCCUCCAGGCGGAGCCCCGGUUGCCGAGGGCGAACAGGAGGAGAGGAGCCCCAGUCGCUCAGAGGGCGAGGCCGAGAGCGAGAGCAGCGACUCCGAGUCUCUGGACAUGGUCCCCAGCGACACCGAGCGGACUGAGGGGGCUGAGCGAUCUCUUCACCAAACAACUGUUAUCAAGGCCUCGGCCGCCGGCACCCUCAUCGCGGCCAGCAGCGGUGGGAGUGGAGGAGGUAGCGGCGGCAGCAGUUUCAGCUUCGGCAGCGCUAGCAGCCUCAGUAGCACCAGCACCAGCACGGGGAGCGCAAGCAGUCUUGGCAGCGGGGGCAGUAGCACCUCGGAGCUGCUCCCUGCACCCCAACCCACAGUUAGCAGUGCUCCCAAAAGCCCGGAGCCUCCCCAGGUCCCGCUGGGCAGCUUAUAGACUUCAGGAGGACUCAGGGGACUCUACGCGCAGCCUCCCACAUACGGGCUGGAUUUUGUGUUGGCGUUGGGCUGGGGCCAGAGAUGCAGCAAAGACUACUCUUCAGUGUUCACUCCAUGCCCCUUGGUGCCCAGAGCUCAGAGCCCAGAGGCCAUAAGUGUGUCCCCACCAAAGAUUCCUAUGGAACUCUUCUCUGGACAUGUGCAGCCCACACUGUGAAGUGUUUGAACUGUUCCUGCUCUCCAGGGAUCGUGGCAUAAAGACAUGCUGCACUUAAGAAGCCUUAAACUUGUAAAUAAAAUGUUUACCAUGGUUUGUAAAA